AUUCACUAUAUCUGGUCUCCCACAGUACACAGAACAUGGAAAUGCAAGUAUUUUAGUAAAUAUAAACUCCUAAGGUCCUUUUUUCCUUCUAUCAGUGUCCAGCCGAGCACUGGUUAAUCUUGUAGGAGAAGUUUUCAUUCUGCUGUAGUAGGAUGCAGGACCCCUGACCUCUGUCUGAACAGUACCGAUUGACCCUGUACUGAUCACAUGCACUCUCCCAAGAAAAAAAAACCCUUUCUAGUAAUACACACCAAACUAAGCAUGUGCAGAGUGACUCCACAUGAUAUAUCUUAUCAGGAGAUAAGAGGAGGGCACUGGAAGAAGGGGAGGAUCAGAGAAGUCAGGAUCAAACAGUGUUUUUACACAAUGCAGAGGAUUAACCUCUUAGGUUCCACGGUGAGUAUAACAAGCAUGCUUUACUGCAUAUACAGACUGAUUUUACUGUUGUGGGUUUAG
Messenger RNA from Staurois parvus, 456 nucleotides. The record is from the annotation of a GenBank genome assembly. NCBI's taxonomy places the organism in Eukaryota, Metazoa, Chordata, Amphibia, Anura, Ranidae.